Messenger RNA from Schistocerca nitens (vagrant locust), 726 nucleotides. Its product is annotated as MD-2-related lipid-recognition protein-like. The coding region runs from base 1 to 510 and encodes 169 amino acids. The record is from RefSeq and is a predicted model, not a curated record. Lineage: Eukaryota; Metazoa; Arthropoda; Insecta; Orthoptera; Acrididae. The transcript has 4 exons.
AUGGCGGCUCCAGGGACGUGGCUGGUGCUGGUGGUGGUCGCAGUAUCCGCCGCAAGCGCUGAGGUCGUCAGCUUCGGCCACUGCCCCGAGUACAGGGUGAAUGGCACAGUGCAGCCGAGGCGGUGUUCCGUUCAGACGGCAAUGGUGCACCCGUGCAAGGAGGCGAGCAGCCACCGGCCGUGCAAGGUGCGCCAGACCAAGUCGGCCGGCAUCUCCUUCACGUACACCACAGAGUCGGCCGCGGAGGAGCUGUUGAGCCAGGCGUUCUGGCACAGCCCGCACGGAGACCUGCCCUUCCUCGGGAUGGACACGCACGCCUGCCGUUACACGCACUGCCCCGCCGUGCCUGGAGCCCGGGGGAACUACACGUACAACCUCAACAUCAGCAGGGCCUACCCCACGGGUGUCUACGAUGUUAUGUGGAAGCUAUGGGGCAAAGGAAAACCGAGCGCCAAGUUUGAGUGCUGCUUCAUAGUGCAGAUUAAGAUAACCUCUCCCAAGGCAGGCUGAAGAAACAUCGCAGGAAUGAAGCAGGACCACCUCACAGUCUUCUCUCUUAUCCUUCUGCCGACGUUAACAUUAGUUCUAAUCUAGGUCUUACACAUUUUAGUUUUAAGGAUGAUCAACGUGCGGCGUCCCCUGUAAGAGUAGUUGUCUAAAGUCUGUUUGUGGAAACACAUAUUUCUCAUUAAAGUGAGAAUGAACUUAUAAGUUUCCCCUAAGAAG